GGAAAGAGGAGUCAUUCUGCUUUUCAAAAAGAGAAACCGUAUUGGGGAGGAAUCCUAUCUACAUAUUUCUUCUUCAACCUCAUCCUGGGGUCGUGGUUGGAACUUUCCAUCAAUUCUUUCCUUUCUUUCUUUCUUUCUUUUUCUUUUUCUUUUUUUUUUUUUUCUCUCUCUAAGCCUUUUGCCUAGCUCUGCCUGUCACAACAAAGUCAGCCACAGGCCUCCAGAGAGUAGCCUCUGUGAAAUUUGUCAUCAGGGUGUCAGGUAUUUCUUCCUGGCUUCCAAAGAAAACUCAGAUAAAGAAAUCUUUCCUGGAUCCUUCUGAGGCUGCACUCAGAAGCUCUCUUGAGGUGAAGAAGAAGCUGGAGAGCAGUAGCAAGAAAAACUGGCCAAAGAGUAAAAGAUGCCCCGGGGGCAGAAGGCUGACCGGGGUGGAGUUGGGGGUCAGACAGACUCACUUUGCCUGGGCUGUGCUGGAGCAAAGUCAAGUUCUUGGCGAUUGAGAGUUUAAGUCCAUCGUGAUUAUGCUGCUCUUACUUAUCCUUCUAUUGCCAGUAGUUUUAAAAUUUAGUUUUGUUAGCAUCUCAGCACAACAGUCCUGGAGCUGUUCCGAAGGCCCACCCCUGGGAAAUGGGAAUUCCACUUGUGUCGGUCCUGCACCCUACUUAAUUUUCUCCCAUGGAAACAGUAUCUUUAGAAUUGACCCAGAAGGCACAAACCAUGAGCGACUGGUGGUAGAUGCUGGUAUUUCGGUGAUCAUGGAUUUUCAUUACAAGAAGGAAAGAAUCUAUUGGGUGGAUUUAGAAAGACAACUUUUGCAAAGAGUUUUCCUGAAUGGGUCAAGACAAGAGAAAGUGUGCAAUAUAGAGAAAAAUGUUUCUGGAAUGGCAAUAAAUUGGAUAAAUGAAGAAAUUAUUUGGUCAAAUCGACAGGAAGGAAUCAUUACAGUAACAGAUUUGAAAGGAAACAAUUCCCAUGUUCUUUUAAGCACCUUAAAAUAUCCUGCAAAUAUAGCAGUUGAUCCAGUAGAAAGGUUUAUAUUUUGGUCUUCAGAACUGGCCAGCAGUCUUCACAGAGCAGAUCUCAGUGGGGUGAAAGUGAAGACUCUAUUAGAGAUACCAGAAAGAAUAACAGCUAUGUCACUGGAUGUGCUCGAUAAACGCCUCUUUUGGAUUCAGGACAAUAGAGAAGGAAGCAAUUCUCAUAUUUAUUCCUGUGAUUAUGAUGGAAGGUCUGUCCAUCUGAUCAAACCUCCAACACGGCACAAUUUGUUUGCAAUAUCUCUUUUUGCUGACCGUAUCUUCUAUUCAACAUUGAAAAAAAAGACAAUUUGGAUAGCCAACAAACACACCGGGAAGGAUAUGGUUAGAAUUCACUUCAAUCCAUCAUCAAAACCAGCUGGUGAACUUAAAGUAGUACAUCCAAUUGUACAGCCCAAGGCAGAGGAUGGUGACCGGAACUCUGAAAAGAAACUUUGCAAACUAAUAAAAGCUAACUGCAGCGGCAGAGCGUGCGGGGAGGACUCCAAGUCGCGCUUGUGCGCAUGUGCGGAGGGCUACGCGCUCAGCCGAGACCGGAAAUCCUGUGAAGAUGUCAAUGAAUGUGCCUUUUGGAAUCAUGGCUGUACUCUUGGGUGUAAGAACAUUCCUGGAUCCUAUUAUUGCACGUGCCCUGCAGGAUUUGUUCUGCUUUCUGAUGGAAAACGAUGCCAUCCAUUCAUUUCCUGUCCAAGCAACGCAUCUAAAUGCAGCCAUGGAUGUGUUCUGACAUCAGAUGGGCCCCUGUGUUUCUGUCCUGAAGGCUCAGUGCUUGGGACAGAUGGAAAAACAUGUAGUGGCUGUUCAUCACCUGAUAACGGUGGCUGUAGCCAGCUCUGUCUUCCUCUCAGCCCAGUAUCUUGGGAAUGUAGUUGCUUUCCUGGGUAURACCUACAACCAGACCAAAAAAGCUGUGCAGCUUCAGGACCACAACCAUUUUUGAUGUUUGCCAAUUCUCAAGAUAUUCGUCAUAUGCACUUUGAUGGAACAGAUUAUGGAACCCUGCUCAGCAAGCAGAUGGGAACAGUUUUUGCACUAGAUCAUGACCCUGUGGAAAAUAAGAUAUAUUAUGCCCACACAGCUCUGAAAUGGAUAGAGAGAGCUAAUAUGGAUGGUUCCCAGAGAGAAAGGCUUAUUGAGGAAGGAAUAGAUGUACCAGAAGGUCUUGCYGUGGACUGGAUUGGCCGCAGAUUCUACUGGACAGACAGAGGGAAAUCUCUCAUUGAAGGGAGUGACUUAAAUGGAAAACAUCGUCAAAUAAUCAUUAAGGAGAACUUAUCUCAGCCCCGAGGAAUUGCUGUUCAUCCAGUGGCCAAGAGAUUAUUCUGGACUGAUAUGGGGAUUAAUCCACGAAUUGAAAGUUCUUCCCUUCAAGGCUCUGGCCGGCUGGUGAUAGCCAGUUCAGAUCUGGUAGAGCCCAGUGGAAUAACCAUUGACUACGUAAUGGACACAUUGUAUUGGUGUGAUGCCAAGCAGUCUGUGAUUGAAAUGUCCAGUCUGGAUGGUUCCAAACGCCAAAGACUUGCCCAGAACGAUGUAGGUCAUCCAUUUGCUGUAGCUGUGUUUGAGGAUCACGUGUGGUUCUCAGAUUGGGCUAUGCAAUCGAUAAUAAGGGUGAACAAGAGGACUGGCAAAAACAGGGUACGUCUCCGAGGCAGCAUGCUGAAGCCCUCCUCACUGGUUGUGGUUCAUCCAUUGGCAAAACCAGGUGCAGAUCCCUGCUUACAUCAGAAUGGGGGCUGUGAACAUAUUUGUCAAGAGAGGUUUGGAACUGCUCAGUGCUCAUGUCAUGAAGGUUUUAGGAAAGCCCCAGAUGGGAAAACAUGUCUGGCUCUGAAGGGUCAUCAGAUAUUGGCAGGUGGUGAAGCUGAUCUAGGUAAUCAGGUAAUACCAUUGGAUGCCUUCUCUAGGACUAGAGCAUCGGAAGAUAACAUUACAGAAUCUCAGCAUACACUAGUGGCUGAAAUAAUGGUGUCAGAUGAAGACGACUGUUCCCCCAUGGGAUGUGGCAGCCAUGCCCAGUGUGUUUCAGAGGGAGAGAAUGCCACCUGUCAGUGUUUGAAAGGAUUUACCUGGGAUGGAAACCUAUGUUCUGAUGUAGAUGAAUGUGAGGUGGGUAGCACAGUUUGUCCUCCUGUCUCCUCCAAGUGCAUCAAUACAGAAGGCAGUUAUGUCUGUGGAUGCUCCCAAGGUUACCAAGGAGAUGGAAUUCACUGUCUUGAUAUUGAUGAGUGCCACCUGGGGAUUCAUAGCUGUGGAGAGAAUGCCAACUGUACAAAUACAGAGGGAGGCUAUACCUGCAUGUGUGCUGGCCGCCUGUCUGAACCUGGACUGUCUUGCCCUGACUAUACACCACCCCCUACCCUCUGGGAAGAUGGCCACCAUCUGGUCAGAAAUAGUUACCCAGGAUGUCCUGAGUCACAUGAUGGGUACUGCCUCCAUGGUGGAGUAUGUAUGUAUGUUGAAGCAGUAGACAGCUAUGCGUGCAACUGUGUUAUUGGCUACGUCGGGGAGCGAUGUCAGCACCGAGACCUGAGAUGGUGGGAACUGCGCCAUGCUGGCCAUGGGCAGCAGCGGGACAUCACCGUGGUGGCUGUCUGUGUGGUUGUGCUGGUUCUGCUGCUGCUCCUGGGGCUGUGGGGUGCUCACUACUACAGGACUCAGAAGCUGCUAUUGAAAAAUGCAAAGAAUCCCUAUGAAGAGUCAAGCAGAGACGUGAGCCAGGGCAAGCCUGCUGAAGGAGAGGCUGGAAUGUCUUCUUGCCCCCAACCUUGGUUUGUGGUCAUAAAGGAACAUCAAGACAUCAGGAAUGGGAGUCAGUAUUCCGCUGGCAAGGAUGGCCAGGCAGCAGAUGUUGUCCAGUUGUCCUCCCUGGAGCUUGGGUCAGUGCAGCCAUGGAAUCAGGAACCCUAUAUACAUGGAAUAGGCACAGAGCAAGGCUGCUGGAUCCCACCAUCCAGUGAUAAAAAGUCUGGUCUCCAGGUAAUGGAGUGAAACUAUCCUGUACCUUCCAAUGAAGUUGAGAUGCCCCACCUUUCUCCAGUCAUUAUAGCCACAAAGAUCCACCAUGCCAAAUGAAACUGACUCAGUGACAACUGGAGUUAAAAGGGAGGUCAAGAACAAACUGUGUUGAUGGACAGUAUAUUUUUCUUUCAAAAAGUGGAAUACUAAAGAUUUUGGUUCCAUAAUCUCAGUGUUACUCACCUAAUCAGGGUUCUAGAGGCAGAUGUGUAAUUGUGCUUUUGUGUUUUCCUCCAAGCAAUCCCAUUUCUGAUUUUCAAAGAAGUGUGACCAGGAGAAUUGGGACAAUUGUGCUUAAUGAACUGUGAUGUAUUUAAUAGCCAAUACAGAUAGAUUUUUUUCUCCCCUGCACCCUCAGAAUAAAUCUGAGGAUAAAGCAGGUUUGGUCAGUUACAAAGUAAUUUCUUUGAUCUGGAUAGUAUUCUGAAGUCAAUUUCAUGAAAUGACUGGAAUAUUAUAAAAUUACUGUUUAGAUACAUUGAAGGAAUUUAUUAACUAUUGGUCCAUGUUAGUAAUUUUGCAGAAUGAAUUAUCAUAAAUUAAUGAAAAGUACAAGAAUUUACAACUUGAUUUUUUGCUGAAUGAGAUUACUUAUUUUUAUAUUUUUAAAAUCUUUAAAUGAAAUCAUUUAAUUUUUAAAGCAUUUUCCCAAAGACAUCAGUAUUUCUCAAUCAUUAUUAUUCUUACAGCAUUACAGCAUUUUUUCCCAUGAAAAUGUUAAAUUCUUCCUUUGUGUGUUUGCACAGACUUAUUUUUCACAUAUGAGAUUGUAAGCAAAUUCCCUGAUUUAUUUUCAUUUUCAUUAUGGAUGGCAAUCAGUUUAUUCUAAUUAUUUAAAUAAAAUCACCAUAAAACAUAAACAUUUUACUGUACUCCUGAUUAAGUAGUUAAUUAUAAUUGGUGGUGGUGAUAGAGUUGAACCAAAGGGAUUUGCCACCCUUAUUUGCCAACCUUAUUGUAAUUUUUUUUAAGUUUGAAUCUAUAACUCUGACUUCUAAAGUAAAAUUUUAUAUUAUUCUAAUUAAGUAUUGUCCUUGCAGCAAAUGCAUUGUUACUACACAUAACAUAACUUGCCUAAUGCAAUAAUUUUGGAUUGUUUGGGGCUUUGGAUUCUCUAGUUUAUGCAUUAACUAGUCCCUUUGUCUAUUUUUGUCUUUCAUUUCUCUUCAACACCCCAGAUUUUGGUUUUAGUAGAAAAUCAGAAUUAAAAAGAAUUGAAACUCA
Messenger RNA from Urocitellus parryii (Arctic ground squirrel), 5279 nucleotides. It is a transcript of the gene Egf, whose product is annotated as epidermal growth factor. Gene Ontology annotation, molecular function: Wnt receptor activity; growth factor activity; Wnt-protein binding. Gene Ontology annotation, cellular component: plasma membrane. Gene Ontology annotation, biological process: epidermal growth factor receptor signaling pathway; positive regulation of cell population proliferation; canonical Wnt signaling pathway. Lineage: Eukaryota; Metazoa; Chordata; Mammalia; Rodentia; Sciuridae. The record is from RefSeq and is a predicted model, not a curated record.